Guillardia theta CCMP2712 is the source of this 1473-nucleotide messenger RNA. RefSeq lists its product as hypothetical. The transcript has 7 exons. Lineage: Eukaryota; Cryptophyceae; Pyrenomonadales; Geminigeraceae. The record is from RefSeq and is a predicted model, not a curated record. The coding region runs from base 1 to 1473 and encodes 490 amino acids.
AUGGCGCAUUCCAGGCAGGCCGGAGGAAUCCCUCACUCCCCGCGAAGCCUAGUUGGUCUGCGAGACGAAGAGCAAAGUAUCGUCAGGAACAGCCAGGAGCUCUUGGCAUCCGACCGGCUGUCAAACCUCGCGAGCAAGGAGCUGAGGCUGCAGACGGAGAGUAAGAGGACCUCGGAGGCGUUAGACUGGCUGGACAGGAGGCUUGAAGCUGAACUGAAGGCUGCAAGCAAAGAUCGUCUUCACUCGUAUCACCAGGAAGGAAUCGAUUCCGACAUCCACGAGACGCACUAUGACGAGCUGCUCCCUGCUCACGCCGAGCUCGAGAUUCUAAAAUCCAAGUUUUCAGCCCCGAGGAAGUCUCGAGCACAGCAGCUGCGAGAGCGAAUCGAACGCCGAGGGGAGUAUCAGGCUGCUGCAGACAAGCAUGGGGAUGAAAGUUUCCGGCCUGACAGCUCUCGCUCCCAUCUCUCCGAGGAUGGGCUGCACAAGCUAGAGCAGAUCAGGACAGGCAAGCAUGCUUCAGGCCGCCAGCAGCACGUUCCGGAGGAAGAAGUCUCGCUCUGGGCGGACAAGGCCCACAGGCAGGAGGCCUCAACAAUCUAUGUGAAGCCGUUUCCCGACCUCUAUACUCUCUCGACCCCAGGCCGGUGCUCUGCAGCUCCGCACAUCUCGCAGAUCUACGAAAACAUCUUCAUCAACGAUGUUGAGGACACGCUUGGAAGGACUUGCGUGAGGACAACGGACAGCCCCGUCUUCAUUACGAUCAUCAUCAACGAGAAGUGGGACAAAGUGAACGGCGGGGAGGACACAGUCGGGGAUCCCACGAACCUCGGCCGUCGGUCUCACUACGAGAGGCUGCUGCUACAGAGCAUCAGCUCGAGCUUGCAGGUUCCGAUCUAUCGCUUCCAGCUCGACGAGCUGUACCCGGGCCCCUCCUGGUAUCGUGUUCAUGAGCUGCACAUCCACCUCGUCAUCUUGCCGGACCCAGCUGGGACGGGACCCCCCUGCUCCGAGAUAGCAGCGAACCUCGUCAGACAGGCCGAGGACAGCACGAGCGUCCUCCGGCGCAACUCGGCGACGUGCUUCAUCGUGCGCGUCACUGUGGAAAAUAGGGCUGUGCGCAGACCGACGAGCUCGCCCUCUGACCAAGAGUUUGGCUUCUCCUCCGUGGAUUUCAGAGCGCACGACGGACCCGUUAGACUUCCCAGCACCGAGGAGCGGGAGUCCCUAAUCCCAAAGGUCCACCAGCAGAGAGGCUUCAUCGUCCCCGCUGGUCUUGUCUCCGCCGAAGCAACGGGCAAGGAUGGAUGGAGGGAUGAAGCUAGUCUCAAGGGUGAAUAUCCUCCCCAAUAUGGUGCCGUCGACGCCAAUGCCGAGAAGACUUGGCUCCCUCGCCGCUGGAGGAUCUUCUGGGCAUCAGUAGGCGUCACUCUCGUCUUCAUAGGCUGGUUCUUCUACAUGUUCUACGAGUAG